This is a messenger RNA of Phaedon cochleariae (mustard beetle), 1476 nucleotides long. Lineage: Eukaryota; Metazoa; Arthropoda; Insecta; Coleoptera; Chrysomelidae. The record is from the annotation of a GenBank genome assembly.
AUGGAAAAUAUGGAAACCAUAGCAGAAACACUUGCCGCAAUGGGUUUAGAAGAUCAUGAAAAACAUGAUCAAAGUUCCAAUAUUGGAAUGAAACAGAGAAACUGUACUAUGUUGGAAAAAUUGGAAAAAGCAGCUCCAUACAAUAUAUUCAUCAAUACGAUACCUGCAAAUCCGGAAACUUUCAAACAACCAAAUGCAAUCAGUUUCACAGAUUUGUUGUGUCCUAGUUUAGGGGAACUGAAAUCAUCACUUCAGCUAACUUUUCUCUUAGAGGUUCGUUGGUUGUUGGAACAGUUCAGAGCAAGAGGCCAAAGUUCAUUGCCGUUAACUGUUCUGUAUGAUAGAGGUAAUGUGCCUGGUGACGUAGAAGAAGAAGAAAAGUCAACAGACGACUCUCAUGAAAAGGAUGAAGACUCCGAUGAUGACCUCGAGGUGCCUGAUAAUGUUAUUUUCAGAUCAGUUCCAAUGCGGGACGAUUAUGGACUGCAUCAUUCGAAAAUUGGAAUCUAUGUGUACAAGGAUGACUCAUUGAGAGUUUCCGUUUCUUCGGUUAAUCUAUAUAAUGAAGAUUGGAACUGUUACAAUCAAGGAAUCUGGUUGAGCCCUCUUUGUCCCAAGUUACCUGAUUCUAGUGUGAAUACAGACGGGGAGUCUAGGACUGGUUUCAAAAAGGAUCUGCUUCACUAUCUUCAUUCAUACAAGGAAAUGGCAUUGAAACCAUAUAUCAAAUAUAUCGAAAGAGCAGAUUUCAGUGCUGUGAGGGUUUUUUUGGUUUAUUCAAUCCCUGGUAGCCACAAGUCAUCUGCGCCUGGCAGCCAUCUUCAGAAAGUGACAGACAUUCUGUCGAAACACUUCGUCCGACCGAGAGGACCCUGGAGCAUCAUCGUACAAACCUCCUCUCUCGGAUGGAUGGGCGAACAAAUAGCUACUGAGUGGUUGAGGAGGGCCUUUCUGGGAUGCAUGGCCAGCCAUACCAAAAGCCGGAUGCCAGCGAGCGCUACUGUCGGCUUCAGUGUGGUGUAUCCAACAGUUGAUAAUGUUCUAUCUGGUUAUUUUGGAAAGGCGGGUGGAGGAUGUCUGGGAUAUGAAAAAGAUUUACACGAAAAUCAGAAAUGGUUCCAAAAAUACAUGUAUCAAUGGAAAGCUGAAGAGUUGGGGAGAACUAGAGCGAUGCCACACACGAAGAACUACUGCCUGAUAUCGCACUGCGAAAAUAAACUGGCCUACUUUCUUCUAACGAGUGCUAAUAUGUCAAGAUCCGCCUGGGGAACUCUUCAUAGAUCUGGAGACCUAUCGGUGUACGUGCGGUCGUAUGAAGCGGGCAUAAUGUUCUUGCCCGAAUUCUUCGAUGAAGAGGUUUUUGAGAUAAAAGACACUGCUGAGAGGAAGAACCAGAAGCUGUUUCCUUUCAUGUUCGAUUUGCCUCUAACGCCCUACUCUCAGGAUGACCAACCUCAUACGAAGUCAUCAGAGUGA